Messenger RNA from Lactuca saligna, 1211 nucleotides. The record is from the annotation of a GenBank genome assembly. NCBI's taxonomy places the organism in Eukaryota, Viridiplantae, Streptophyta, Magnoliopsida, Asterales, Asteraceae.
UAAUACGCUAAUAGUCUCUCUGUCGAUCCUUUUCUCCUUUCUUUUCCUAUAACUGUGUUCUGACGAAGUGUUGUACCUUUUACUAUUCUUUAGGUACUUUUCUUGGCUUGUGGCUUCUACUCCAUUAGCAAUCUAGAUGUGCGAUCUUUUUGCUUCAAAUCGCUGAAGAAAAAGAAGAGGUUUUGACUUUUUGGUCAAAAAAGAAGUGUAUGCAUAUAGCGGCUCAAUGUUCCAUUAUUUUGAGAAUUUCUCACCUGAUGAUCAGCACUUUAAUGAUUUCUGUCACUCACAGAAGUCUAAUUCUUGUUUGGUCUCUAGUAUAUCCGAUUAUGACUUCGGGUUCAAAGAGGAUCUUUUCAAAGCACCAGAACCCAUAAUAGAACAACCAAUGAUAACCCUGUGUGGAGAAGACAUCAUCUUUCCAGAAAAUAAGUUUACAUAUCUUGAAUUACUUGAAGAUGAGGACUUCAUGAGCAAUCUCUUUGAAGAAUAUAAAGAUAUCUUGCCAAAAGAAACAUCAUCUUCCUCAGAGUUUCCAGAUUUCAAAACAGACGAUAACAUCGCUGUUAAAGAAAUUUUGUAUCCUUUUGGAACAUUCACAAAAAGUGUUAGCUCUGAUAGUUUAAUCUCAGUGGACGCGGAUCAAAUGAGACCGAUUUCCAUGAAUUUUACUGAAAUGGAUUUGAAGAAUGUUCAUGGUAUGCGAAGGGUUUGCAGUGAAGGAUACAUAAAGCCACAGGUAACGAGUGAUCAAGUUCAAGAAACUCGCAUGCAGAAGCUUUCGAGAUACAGGAAUAAGAAGACAAAGAGGAAUUUUGGCCGAAAAAUUAAGUAUGCUUCGAGGAAGGCGUUAGCAGAUGGUCAACCACGGAUCAAAGGAAGGUUUGCCAAGGCUGAAGAAUCGGAAGUCUUCAGAAAGUAAUCAGAGAGAUUGGUAAACGUCAUAAAUCGGCAUUUGGAAGAAACUGGAAUCUUGUAGUUAAAUGUAUAAAUCUUUGUUGAUCCUGGAUGCUGCUUGAGUUGUUUUUUGUUCGGCUUUUGUGGAUGUUAUUGUAUGAUUUGUAUCCAAGCUUCUGUUGAAUAUAUAGAAAUGCUACUUGUAAUAAAUCAUAUCAAGAUGGAGUGAAAAUGUGAAAGUAUGUUUGAAAGAUACUGUUUUUGGGGAUCCGAGUUAUGUUCUUGUAAGGUAAAACAGGAAAGUUUUUAUAUGG